CCUCGGCGGCCCUGCUUAGCCGCUCUCCGCGUUCCGGUGCCCGCGGCGGCGCGGAGUCGGCCUGGGGCGGGGGCCGCGGCCCCUCGGGCUAGCGAGGAUGAGCUUCCUCUUCAGCAGCCGCUCUUCGAAAACAUUCAAACCAAAGAAGAACAUUCCUGAAGGUUCCCAUCAGUAUGAACUCUUAAAACAUGCAGAAGCCACUCUGGGAAGUGGCAAUCUGAGGCAAGCUGUCAUGUUGCCAGAGGGAGAGGACCUCAAUGAAUGGAUUGCUGUUAACACUGUGGAUUUCUUCAAUCAGAUCAACAUGUUAUAUGGAACCAUUACAGAAUUCUGCACUGAGGCAAGCUGCCCAGUCAUGUCUGCAGGUCCCAGGUAUGAGUACCAUUGGGCAGAUGGCACUAAUAUUAAAAAGCCAAUCAAAUGUUCUGCACCAAAAUAUAUCGACUAUUUGAUGACUUGGGUUCAGGAUCAGCUUGAUGACGAAACCCUUUUCCCUUCGAAGAUCGGUGUCCCAUUUCCCAAAAACUUCAUGUCUGUGGCUAAGACUAUUCUGAAGCGCCUCUUUAGGGUUUACGCCCAUAUUUACCACCAGCACUUUGACUCCGUGAUGCAGUUGCAAGAGGAGGCCCAUCUCAACACCUCCUUUAAGCACUUUAUUUUCUUUGUUCAGGAGUUCAAUCUGAUUGAUAGGCGUGAGCUGGCACCACUUCAGGAAUUAAUUGAGAAGCUUGGAUCUAAAGACAGAUAAAUGUUUCUUCUAGAAAAGUUACCCUCUCGCUCUGUCUACUGCUAGCACUCAUUGCUGUCUGGUAUGGAUUAGUGAUACUGACUAUAAGAAAACAGGAUCAGAAAGACCCAUUUUGUUGUCUGCAGAGAAAAUUGUCCCAAAGGUAGGUUGGCCUGAUGGAUGGCUUCUGAACAAGACCUAUAUAGCACACCCAAGUCAGUUGCUGUGUGGCCACCACUGUCCUGUUAGUGUCCUUUGCUGUAACCUUAUGACUAAUCUCUAGUUUGUUGCCGAUCUUUGGUUUAAGAAAACGAUUGAGUUUUUCCAUGUAACAGCAUAAUGGACUUUAAGGAUUUUCAGCCGUAACGUGAGUUUUGCUUUAUGUUACAAAUUGAAAUUGUGUUCCACUUCUAACUCCAGCAUUUAGAGCUGCCGGUUCACCUUAAAUAGUCUUCUAGAUUCCUGUCUGUGUGCUGGUGUUUAUAGAUAAAUGUAUUUUUUUAGCCAGGCAUGAUGGUGUAUGCCGGAUAGCUAGCACUUUGGAGGCUAGCCUGGGCUACAUGGUGAACUUGCUGCUGAAAAAGUUUGUUUUGCAAAAUCCACAAGGCUGAAAUCACAGGCAUCUAUGGCAUGAGAUUAACCAAAGUUAUUUUAAGUGACUUUUUAAACUUUUUUUGCGAUUGUGUCCACAUCCUCAUCUAGACAGACAAGACACAGACACAGUAGGAGUCUGUCAUCAGGAGAGAAACCCUUCACCUAGGUUUUGGCAGACAUCAUGAACUCCAAAAAACUGACAGACUCAGCCUCCAAGCCCCUGUGUUCAUUGAUGAUCCGUGAGGCCUUGCAGUUCUAGAGGGGACAAUAGAAAAAAGUAUUUAGAAUAUUUGAUCAUUUCCUAUGUGAUUCCAUGUUUUUCCUGCAAAUUGAAACCUAAUGUUUAUGUGUAGAAAUGCAGACUUUGUGGCAAUAAGGAAAAAUGUAGCUCGAGGCUGUGUGCCUGCAGAAGGUCUCCUGCUGCCUGUUGGAGGGAGAGCUGGGGACCCGGCGAGGGGAGUGAGGUAAUAGCUACUCUGCUUCAUGUGUCACUACACAGAGGCGCGUUGAGCUCUUAGGGUUCUCUCCCACUUUGUCUUUGUAUCAAAACUUGAAAGUUUCCUCAUCCUAUCAGGAUAAAAGACUUCUUUAUUGAGGAAGGCACCUGCUCUUCAUUUGGUCCUCAGAUCUUCCUCAGUGUCCUGGACACUUGCCCAAUGGCCAGCGCUGUAGUUUAUCAGCAUUCUGUGUGUCAGAGCUGGGACCACCUGCACAGUGCUCACUGGCCACCUGUGGGGCUUUACAAAGGUUACAGUUGAUGAGGUUUUUCUAUUUUUUUAUUCCACUAAACUGUACAAGAAAGAAUUUCUUAGAAACUCCAGUUUAGUAACUCAUUUUUAAUACGUUCUUAAAUAUGCUUAGAAUUUUGCUGAAUCUACACAUCACAGAGGAAUUCAAGGUGGGAUAACGGUUUAGGGAAAAAGCCGAGUUUGGAAGCACUUCCUAAUGCAAGUGUGUGCAAAGGUUCAGAUGUCAGAUGUUUUGCAAGUGUAUGAAAGUUACCUGCAGACAGAAAGCGGGCUUCUAGAUGCCACUGAGAACACAUCACCCCUUCAGCCAGAUCCCAUUUGAUUUGCUUAUGUGAGAUUCUUUCUCAACUGGGCACAAUCAUUUUUAUGAUCACAGUUUCAAGUCAAAGAUUUCUUUCCUUUGCAUAUAUUUCACUGACAAAUUCCUCUCCAUGACUGAGCUCCAGCGGGGUAGAUGCUAAGACAUGGAGGCAGCUCUAAUGGGACAUAAAACGACCCUUGUUGCUGUUUUGAAACUUGAGUGUCUCUUCUGUGGCCCCCCCCCCCAUUUUUCCUUUUUAAAUGAAACAGUGCCAGACUCCCAAAUUGACCUGCGCAGUGCACACAUUGUGAUGUUUGCUCACCUGUGAGGCAGAGCAUGGCUAGUGGGCACUACACAUAACACCGAAGGCAUCAGUCUGUCCUGGGUUUAUCUGCCCCACCCCCCGCCUCCCCAGGAGUCAGCUGCCCUGUCUGAUGUGUUACAGUGGCUUCCAGUUGCCUGGUGAAUUCCACCUUAGCCCUGUGGUGCAUUAACUUCCAGGACUUCCUUUAUUCAGUCAACACAAACUACAUCACAGUGAAGUAACUUACCAGCAACCAGUUCCGAAGGUUCUUAUACCCUGGUCUGCAGAGCUCUAGUUCCCACGACUGCUCCCUGGACAGCUGCAGGUCUGUGUUCUUCAUGACUUGAAGCAAAGGCUUCUCUCUAAGCCCUAAGAUCCUAUAAGCAGUAGAGCUUCUCAGACAUGACGUCAUUACCUCAGAAGCAUCAACAAAUCAGGCCUGAAGACUGUGGUCAUGGUGCCAGGGCCCCUCUGCUCUGUGAGCUCUCCCCUGUCAGUGUGGAGGCCUGAACAGUGCCAGCUUGGACACGAGCUGCUGAGCCUUCUGCAGUCAUGGUCUUUCCUCCUGAGGUCAGGGAACAUCCUAGCAGAGGAAGAGAGGAGGCUAGUGGUCUUCCUGUUUUAUAUUCAACUUUGACGCUGGGCUCUGAGGGACUUUGGAGUACAUGUGCAAUUGGUAAUUUUACUAAAGCAGCUGCGUUGAGAUUCACAGGGUUUUCUCAGAGUAAAGUAUCAAACAAGUAAAGCCAAAUAAAUGGAUGGCCAGUGUUCCACAGGCUGGUUAUAGAGCAGCAUCAGAAACUGUUUGCAUAAGGUAGUCUUGGUUACCAUCUAAAAUAACUUAAAAUUCCUCAUGGAAUGAAAUCUAUGUUGUAUUUUUAAACCUUUAGGGCCUUAGUCUAUUUUUCUAAGUCGUUAACUGUACUUUUUUAAAAAGUAUUUUGUAUCUACUUUUGUAACUUCAUCAGAAUAAACUAUAUUGGAAGCAAAAA
Molecule: messenger RNA, 3667 nt
Organism: Phodopus roborovskii (desert hamster)
Lineage: Eukaryota; Metazoa; Chordata; Mammalia; Rodentia; Cricetidae
Gene: Mob1a
Product: MOB kinase activator 1A
Exons: 6
Coding region: 98-748 (216 amino acids)
Biological process (GO): positive regulation of protein phosphorylation; hippo signaling
Cellular component (GO): nucleus; cytoplasm
Molecular function (GO): protein kinase activator activity
Source: RefSeq, a predicted model, not a curated record